GGGCACGCGCAGCUUGUCGUCGCUGCCGUUGGUGUCCUUCCAGCAUCGGAUCCUUUAUUUUUUUUCCCCUGUUGUAUUAAAAAUAGACCGCUACUGGUCGCAGACUAGUGUUCCGGCUACAUCACUUCCCGUGGGGAAUCGUUUGUGCGCCACUUUCAUUUUAAUCACCGAAUCCGUGACCGCGAGAGCGCAAAUGCGCAUCGGUCUGCGCAUCUUUGAGUCUUCAGAACUACACUGUGGACAGUCUCCCUGACACCCAAAGACCUGUCCUCCGCGCACCACCAACUAGGCUUCUUCACCGCCUAUGGCUGCUGCACAUCGGCAUCCCUGAGCCGCUGGCCUCGUCCCGGACUCUUCAACACCACUGUCCUCUGAAGAUCCUGUGAUCAAUACACGAGCUCUCCUCCUCCCACAUUCGUCCGACCGAGACCCUUCUCCCUCUCGUCAUGCAUCCUUACGCGGUGAUGCUAGCGGUGCUCCUUCUGGGGAACUUGAUGGUGCCUUUCGUCUCGGCUCAGAACGCUGGGUUUGUGAAGUCGCCCAUGUCUGAGACUAAGCUUACGGGGGACACCUUUGAGCUGUACUGCGACGUGGUCGGUAACCCCACUCCAGAGAUCCAGUGGUGGUAUGCAGAGAUCAACCGAGCCGACUCCUUCAAGCAGCUGUGGGAUGGAGCCCGCAAGCGCCGGGUAUCCAUCAACACAGCCUAUGGCACCAAUGGGGUCAGUGUGCUCGGCAUCACGCGCCUCACACUGGAGGACUCUGGGACCUAUGAAUGCCGGGCCAGCAACGACCCCAGGCGCAAUGACCUGCGACAAAACCCUGCCAUCACCUGGAUCCGCGCCCAGGCCACCAUUUCGGUGCUACAGAAACCAAAGAUCAAUGCCUCCGAUGAGAUCAUCCUGUCGGCAGCCUCCCCAAACAAACCAGUUACCCUGCUCUGUAACCUCACCACUGCCAACACUCCUCACAAGGAAAGCUUCUGGAUGAAGAAAGGGCAGGAGAUCCCCAAUACACGAACAGAGCAUGGGAACAUAGCAUACAGAAUCAAUAAACCACGGGCAGAUGAUUCAGGGGAAUACAUGUGUGUUUACACAUUUGUCACGGCGCCAAAUGCAAACGCCACAAUCGAAGUAAAAGCGAAACCCGACAUCACCGGCCACAAGAGGAGUGAAAAUAAAAACGAGGGGGAAAAUGCCACGAUGUACUGCAAGUCUGUUGGUUACCCACAUCCCACCUGGACGUGGACAUGGCGUAAAGUGGAUGGCACUUCCUUCACGGAACUUGACAACUCCACCGGACGCUUCUUCAUCACUAGCAGAGAAAACUACACAGAGCUCAACAUACUCGACCUGGAUAUAAACAAGGAUCCCGGCGUAUAUGAAUGCAAUGCCACCAACAUGAUUGGAAACACUGCCGAGACCACCAUACUACGCGUACGCAGCCAUCUCGCACCACUUUGGCCUUUCCUGGGCGUGCUCGCGGAGAUCAUCAUCCUUGUGGUCAUCAUCGUCGUGUACGAGAAACGCAAGAGGCCAGAUGACAUCAUUGACGACGACGAACCAGUUGGACCAAUGAAAACAAAUUCGACAAACAACCACAAGGACAAAAACAUUCGCCAGAGGAAUACAAAAUAAGCAAUUUACUCAAGUGAGAUGGCUAAAAACUGCGCUAUUUUUGACAACGUGAAGGUAUCAGCAAUGGAUAGAUCUCCAGGCAGUUUUGAAAAAAAGCAUAUCUUGUCUCAUGUUGAAUGAGAAACAAUAUCAGCACAACACUGGCAACAAUAAGAACAUAACGGCUGUCUUAAGCAUGCCUUAUUCAGUCUUACAUGGAGAUUUCAGGAUGACGAAUAAUGACUAAAACCACCACAAAGGUGUACACAUUUUUAAUGUGCUGUUGAUGUCUCUCUUUAUUAAUUUCAUCAUGUCCUCAAAUGAGGUGAUCCCUUUUGUAUUACAUAUCAUGUACAAUGCAUGCAAGAUAAUUACGCAAUAGGAUAUUCAGAAUAGAGAUUUUCUGUUGUUGUCCCCCCCUUGUGGCUUUUAUUGCAUCCAGAAUGACCUAUGUUUUUUAAUGGAGUCAUCCUUAUUACACAUGUAUAUCAUAUGCAUAUAUAUGUGAUAAAUAUAUAGUUUUAUUCUUGAAGAUUUGUACAGCAUAUCAUGGUCAUUUAACGAUGUUUGAUUUUGUGACAAUACGUCCACUUUUAAAAUAAUUUUUAUUGUGAAGCUGGGGCUUCCUUGACUGGCAGUAUUUCAAUUUAAUUGCGAGUGAUUACAGAAAAUGUGUGUUUAACUAUCUAACUAAAAGGAAAAUGUGUAUUAUUUUUAUUUUCUUUCCAGAGUAACUUAGGUGUCUUGUAUAUGUUGAAGUAUGAGUGUUCAAAUAAUAGGAAAUCUGUAAAAAAAAAAUGAUAUUUUUUUUAUAUUCCCCAAUUUCAUGAACUGAUUUUUAUUAGAUUUUUUUUUUCUCUUUAACUGUAUAGCAUGGCUAUAAUCCUAUGCAAUAUGUAUUCUUAAAUAGAUAUAUGGAGGGCGGUUUGUUUUACUCAGUGAAGCUUUAAUGUUGUGGGAUCACUUGGAAGCUGGCAUAGCAAAAUUCACUGCUGUAGCUGCAUGACUCCUGUUUGAAUCAAAUGUAUCCGUGUGUGGUGGUGGAAAUGGACCUGCGGUAAGGUGGGGUCAGAGGGACCAGAGUAUAUAGCCACGAACAUGAGUGAGACCAAUAUUUUUUUCUGAAUAAAAAGCUCAAAAAUGAACAAAUUCCUUAUAUUUUCUGUUUUGCAAGUUCUUCUCUAAUCGCCUGAAUUCAGUGCAAUUGAAAACCCUUUGGGUCAUAUACCAUAACAACUAAUAUGUAACAACAUUGGAAACAAUGUUGGCAGGACAACACGAAACACUCCACCACCAGGCACUGCCUACACAAAGUGUGUAAGGAAAAAAAAAAAAAACAUGAGUAACUAGACUAACUUGACCUCUCUGCCUUCAGCUGUUGUUGCGAUUAUUCACUCUUGAAUCAGUUUCUUCAGCUCCCCCUCCACCUUUUCCACAAAAGCAUGAAAGUUUGGAUCCAGCAAACAAACGCGAAGGAUGGGCUCUAAGUCACACUGGGCCAAAGGGCUGUGGUGAUAAACUUCAGGCAGAGCCACAGCUGCCUCUCCCAGAAAGUGCUGUGAACGAGAAGAUUUCAGUGAGUCAGAAAACAAGAAACAGUAUUCAUAUAAAGUAAAUCAACAAAGCAGAAUACACCCGAGUAAGACUCAAUAAAUGCAUGUGGCUACUUACAAAUUGGCAUUUAAUAUGUUACAUGGUGAAUGCUAGAUAGCUGUUUACUAUUUCUGACUUGAAGCAAUCAGUACCUCUGUUAGUUGCUUGAUGGACAAUGAUCCUUGGGCAGUAACCUCUGGAUAAGCUCCCACAGCUUUUCCCUGCUGACACGUGGUGACACAAAGACAGAAAAAAAAGAUUUGAAGAACAUGGUAGGACACUAGAGGGUUAAGAGACCAAUCAAUGGCUUCAUUACUAAUUGAAAAAUAUCCACCCCUCAAAGGCCUUUCAUCUCCCCUCUGAACUCCUUCAGUGAUUCUGUUUGUUAAAGGUCAAAUUCAAGCCCAUGGCAGAGUCCAUUCCUUCCUCGUUUAUCCUUCAUAAUAAAUGUUGUGAUGCCCAGAAGAGCUGGGUGUAGGUUUUACCCAGAAUCAAAGUUCCUAAUUAACCCUAUCCUCCUCAGUGUUUUCGAGUUUGAAAGUAAAUAAAAGUACUGACAUGAACCACAAACAAUGCCAUUCCUGUGUCAUUUGUAAGGUGAAUACUUGACAUCAUCAAAUAAUAUGAUGACAUGGUCUUUUCUUUUUUUUUUUUUUUACAUUUGGUGUUCUUUUUUUUCUUUUUUUACACAAAAAUGUGUGUUUUAAUAUGUUUUCAAUGUUUGAUUUAAUCAAUUUGACUGUUAAAGGCAAUAAUGAGGUCUAAAUAUGGGAUUGGGCCUGAAACUCAUGAGAUACAUAUGAAUUAUUGGUGUGCAGAAAUGCUCUGCUUUUACUAUUUAUUCUUAAUAUUAAUAAAUCAUUUUGUCAAUCAUGCCCAGUGUUUGGAUGUGUGUGCCUUUUCACACUUUCUAAAAGGCAAUAAUAAACUAAAGCUCUACCGCUUUUGUUCAAA
This is a messenger RNA of Solea solea (common sole), 4163 nucleotides long. RefSeq names its product neuroplastin b (gene nptnb). Lineage: Eukaryota; Metazoa; Chordata; Actinopteri; Pleuronectiformes; Soleidae. Gene Ontology annotation, biological process: cell-cell adhesion. The transcript is spliced from 10 exons. Gene Ontology annotation, molecular function: cell adhesion molecule binding. The record is from RefSeq and is a predicted model, not a curated record. Gene Ontology annotation, cellular component: cell-cell junction. Bases 447 to 1637 code for a protein of 396 amino acids.